CGCUUUCCGUCCUCAGACUGCGGGCUUAGAGGACACGAGUGGGCUCGGAGCGCGGCGGGCGGCGGCAGGAUGUUGGCUUCUAGGGCAUGUAGCCUUAUUGGCAAGCGGGCCAUUUCCACUUCCAUCUGUGUCAGGGCUCAUGGACACGGUAUUGUAAAAGCAGAGGAUUUCAGUGUGCCCGCCUAUGUUGACUGUCGGGCCACUCCUCUGCCCCCAAUUGACUAUACGAAAAGCCUCUCUUCUGAGCAGAAAGCCCUGAAGGAAAAGGAGAAGGCAUCCUGGGCUUCCCUUUCUGUUGACGAGAAGGUUGCGUUGUACCGCAUCAAAUUCCAUGAGACUUACGCUGAAAUGAACAGGGGAUCGAAUGAAUGGAAGACCGUUUUUGGUGGAGUAUUCUUCUUCCUCGCCCUCACUGGCUUAAUUUUUAUUUGGCAAAAAAAGUAUGUUUUGGGGCCAGUACCCCACACUUUGUCCGACGAAUGGGUGGCCAUGCAGACCAAAAGAAUGCUGGAUAUGAGAGUGAACCCGGUCCAAGGCCUCUCUUCCAAAUGGGACUAUGAGAAGAACGAGUGGAAGAAAUGAACAGCAGUCCGGCCAUUUCCUUUCUUUCCCCGGUUUGACAUUUCUGAAACGGUUCCAUCCUCUCCAUCUGACUUCACUGCUUCUGUGCUUGGGGAGGGGAGAGGAAAUAAAAAACAGGAG
This is a messenger RNA of Gekko japonicus, 702 nucleotides long. Its product is annotated as cytochrome c oxidase subunit 4 isoform 1, mitochondrial. Bases 70 to 582 code for a protein of 170 amino acids. Gene Ontology annotation, biological process: mitochondrial electron transport, cytochrome c to oxygen. The record is from RefSeq and is a predicted model, not a curated record. NCBI's taxonomy places the organism in Eukaryota, Metazoa, Chordata, Lepidosauria, Squamata, Gekkonidae. The transcript has 5 exons.